This is a messenger RNA of Clavispora lusitaniae ATCC 42720, 999 nucleotides long. RefSeq names its product Aox2p (gene AOX2). The record is from RefSeq and is a predicted model, not a curated record. Gene Ontology annotation, molecular function: alternative oxidase activity. Lineage: Eukaryota; Fungi; Ascomycota; Pichiomycetes; Serinales; Metschnikowiaceae. Gene Ontology annotation, biological process: alternative respiration. Gene Ontology annotation, cellular component: mitochondrion.
AUGCUUCCUCGCCAGCAUCUUUUGAAGCCGCCAACGUUCUUGGCGCUUCGGCUUCUUUCAUCAAGCUCUGUGAGAUCAAAAUCCAUCUUCGACAUUGGCACCAAAGUGAUCGCCAACUCGGACAAAGCCAAGUACAGCGACAACAAAUACAUUACGCAUCCAGCGUUUCCCCAUCCCAAAUGGACCGACGAGCAAGUGGCAUCCGUGUCGUAUGAACAUCGGCCGCCCAAGACAGCAAUGGACCGCUUCGUUUUCCGCUGUAUCUCCACGGUAAGAACCACCUUUGACUUGGUCACGGGAUACAAAAAGCCCAGGACGCCCGAGGAAAAAGAGCAUCGUUUCAAAGGCACUCGCUGGGAAAUGACCGAAAGCAAAUGGCUCACAAGAGUGAUUUUCUUGGAAAGUGUGGCUGGCGUUCCAGGCAUGACGGCCGCUUUUCUUCGCCAUUUGCACUCUUUGCGUCUCAUGAAGAGAGACAAGGCGUGGAUCGAAACGCUUUUGGACGAGGCCUACAACGAAAGAAUGCACUUGUUGACGUUCAUGAAGAUUGGCCGGCCUUCGUGGUUCACCAAAGUUUUCGUUUUCGCCGGCCAGGGCGUGUUUUGCAAUCUCUUCUUUUUGAUGUAUUUAUUGCUGCCUCGGGCGUGCCAUCGUUUUGUCGGCUACUUGGAGGAAGAGGCUGUCUCCACUUACACCCAUUUGAUUGAGGAAUUGGAGGCUAAGCGGCUCCCCAAGUUCGAUGGAAUCACGGUUCCCGAAGUGGCCCAGCUCUACUGGCCCGAGUUGAAUGAAAAGUCCACUUUUCUCGACUUGAUUCAGCGCAUCCGUGCUGACGAGUCCAAACACAGAGAGGUGAAUCACACCUUGGCCAACUUGGACCAGAAGGAAGACAGAAAUCCCUAUGCCAUGCAACUUCCCGAUGUGGAUAAGCCCCAGCCUACAAAUGACUUGAAGGGCAAGAACAGAGCAGGCUGGGAACGCAAAGACUUGAUUGUCUGA